Messenger RNA from Schistocerca cancellata (South American locust), 1716 nucleotides. RefSeq lists its product as uncharacterized. The record is from RefSeq and is a predicted model, not a curated record. The coding region runs from base 1 to 1716 and encodes 571 amino acids. The transcript has 4 exons. NCBI's taxonomy places the organism in Eukaryota, Metazoa, Arthropoda, Insecta, Orthoptera, Acrididae.
AUGUUCAGCCCACACAGCAACGGCCAGCUAACGACAGCACAGUCUGCCGUCGCAGAACGUGAUAUGACGACGACCUGGGAUAUGGAGGCUGGUGUUUCGGAGCUCACCACCCACACUGCAGGUACGUCGGGUGACAGCGUUCCCCCGACCACCACGGAGCCGGCCUGGUCGACCUUCAGGGACCAGGAGGGCACCACCACCACCACCACCACCGCCACUGGCGACGACCACACGGAGCAGGCAGCGACCACAGAGCUCCGACAGACGCAGACUCAGACGUGGGCGGAGUGGACCACGCAGGCAUCCACGCUCGUCAACGGCGCUCUCGGUGAUGUGGGGGACUCCCACGACGUCACUGCAGAGUCAGACAGGACGGUGGCCACCGACACGCUGGAGAAGGACGAGCAAGCGUCUACAGGUGCUGAGCUGCAGUGUCGAGACUGUAGGACGCCUGCGGAGGACCCAGCGGUCGGGGCCGAGGAGGAAGCGCUCGAGACGGAAACCAAACCUGCUUCCAGAGACGUCACUGGGCCACAGGUCCACUUGCAGCAUCAUGCGUACGACCCCGCUAACCCGUACGACCAUUUUGACAGUGACAGCGAGGAGCAGGAAAUGGAGGUGGAGCAGGAGCACCACCCGCAGACUGCUGCCGGCUCCCAGGAGGAGGAGCACGAUGAGGAAGAGGAGGCGCUGGGCGGCCUGGAGUACGAGGACUCGCUGGGCCCGGGCAGCACGGAGGGGCAGCCGGCGGCGGCCGCGGUGGCGACCACCCAGCGCUCCUACCUGCUGCAGCUGGCCGGCAACUCCACCAUCGUCAUGCUGCGCCGCAGCGACUUCGCCAAGUACCUCAAGCUCAACCUCGCCGCCAGGCUCUCCCUCGAGUACGACAACGUCAAGGUGAACCGCGUGCUGCUGGAGCCGCCGCGCCUGCUGGUGAACGUGAGCGUCGUCACUCCAGACGAGGGCGGCGGUGGCGGCGCGGGGGCGGCAGGAGGCGGGCCGCAGCCCGAGGACCAGCAGGAGGAGCCGCUGCACGCGCUGGCAGAGGCCAACGCCACGCUGCUCGAGCUCUCCGGCGAGGAGUACCACGUGGUGCGGAUGUUGCCGCUGCGUUCCCGGAAGUCCUCGCGAGACGGCGGCACCGGCGGCCAGGAGGAAGAGGGAGACGCGGAGGACCUGGAGGCGGCGGAGCGAUACACGGACGGCGAGCUGGCCGCGUACUGCGUGCUGGGGGGCGCGUGCGCCGUGGCCGCGGUGGGCGCGCUGCUGCUCGCCUCGGCGCGCUACCUGCGCGGCCUGGCCGCCUGCCUGCUGGGCGGCGGCGCCGGGGGCGGCGGGGGCGGCGCCGGGGGCGGCGGGGGCGGCGGCGAGGCGCUGCUGCAGUCCUUCCUGUCCGCGCCGUGGCGCCUGCGGCACCACCGCAUGGCCGACGCCGGCGGCGCCGCCCCCGGGGCGCCGUCAGUCAUAUACUCGGGCUCGUUCGCCGGCAGCGGCGCCGACGCCACCGCCUCCUGGACGUCUGGCCUCCAACCACAGCAGCAGCAGCAGCAGCAGCAGCAGUCGCCGUCCGCCCCCGCGGCCAGCAGGCUUCGCCUCUUCAGCUGCCGUUCCACCAGCCUGCUACUGCCCCCUCGCCGGAUUGGCCUUCCGACCAAAGACCUGUUGCAGCCGCUUAGCGCUCCUGCCGGGCACGAGAACCCUGGCUACCGCGAUUAA